This is a messenger RNA of Fimicolochytrium jonesii, 1113 nucleotides long. RefSeq names its product nucleotide-diphospho-sugar transferase. Bases 1 to 1113 code for a protein of 370 amino acids. Gene Ontology annotation, molecular function: mannosyltransferase activity. The record is from RefSeq and is a predicted model, not a curated record. Gene Ontology annotation, biological process: mannosyl-inositol phosphorylceramide biosynthetic process. The transcript is spliced from 2 exons. Lineage: Eukaryota; Fungi; Chytridiomycota; Chytridiomycetes; Spizellomycetales; Powellomycetaceae.
AUGAGAAUUGGUCUCCUGCUGGUACUUUCCGCUUUCGUCACAGGGCUACUGCUGCUCGCUUCCCAGCGGUGUCCAUCAUCGAGUUCAUUUGAAGGUCGGGUGGGUAGUGAUGUUGUAAAGAGUUGCCACGAAAACGGGCGGGCCAGCUUCGAGCAGCAUGCGGAAGCUUCCACACGAGUUCAAGCCCAGUCAGAGUCUGAUACGGUAGCCCACCUAGACGCAAAGGCCCCUUUCCACGAGAACGUUGCAGUCCAAAAGAUCCCGCGCAUCUUCCAUCAAAUGUGGAUUGGGGAUACUACAGAGAUGCCAAAAGGCCCCCUCAGAUCGUGCAAGCGCAUUCACAACGACUCCAGCGGCUGGAAAUAUAUCCUAUGGCAGCCACACACCCUGCUGAGUUUCUUCCACUCAGGAGACCUCGAUCCGCAGUUCACCGAUUUCGUCAAAAAUAAGCUCCGGCUGCUCGAAUACAAUCUGACGUGUUCGGAUCGCAAAAGCCUACUGCGUGCAGCCGACGUGUGGCGGCUUGUUGUCUUACAUCACUACGGUGGCGUCUACGUUGACGGAGACGGCCAAUGCAUCCGCUCAUUCACUGACCUAGUCGAGAAUGACAACGAGGGCCGUGAGUGCUUCAUCGGCUACGAAUCCAGCACGUACCGAGGAACGUUGCGCGCGAACGGCAUUAUGGGUUGCGUUCCCGAAUCUGUCACCAUUCAAUAUACCCUGGACGCAAUUCACGCCAAUGACGCACUGCGGGUCCCUGGUGAGGCCUGGGAGCUCACAGGCCCGAAACUCCUUACGAUCACAGGUGAAACUCUGGAAAAUGAGCUGCCGUGGCGUCGGCUGCGGACGGAACACGGACAAAGGCUAGGCUACAAAGUUUACCCGUCAAGCACGUUCCUACCGGUCCAUUACACCGACAAGCAGAACGGGAUGACGCCCGAAGAAGGUUUGCAGCGAGCGAAAGAUCUCGGAAGUUAUAUGGUGCACUUAUGGGGAAGCACCUUGGACGCUUACAAGGCCGAGGAUGGCGAUGUCAGGAAUCCGAGCCGUCUUUCUGAUGGGCACAAGACGACUGGGAAAGCCAGUGCUCCCGAGGCAGUCCUCAUUCAUUAA